CCGCAUUUUACAUCCGACACGCCGUAAAACUCCAACAGAAGUUUGCGACGUCUGCUGUCGUAAACAACGUAAAGAUGUCUGCUAACCACAGCUUAGCCUGACACAUGACGGCUUAGUUUUGUUUUUGGUUUACUUUUGUUUUGUUUCGUCUGGCGACUUGGACAUUGUAUUAGAUGGGGACCGAUAGCUUACCAUGAAACUCCGGGUGCAGAAUGACAGGAGUGAUUCCAGAAGAGCACUGAAACUGAGGGAGUCUCCUACUGUAAUGCAGCCUAAUUCAAGUGAGCGGGGUGCUCAUGCAGGAAAUGGUUUAUCCCUUACUCUGCAACCAGAGCUUACCAGGACACCAGCCCCUGCUGCUGCUGCUGCUAACCCUGAGAGCAACGAGGUGCGGGUAACCAUGACCAGCAAUCCUGGGGAGUGCAGUGGAGGCGCAUCAUCCAGGAGGUCCAGAGUCAAUUCCCACAGCCACACUCAUUCUCAGCCACAUGCACAUAAUCAGGUGCCGCACCACUCGAAUACGGAGCCUGAGCUUGACCCGCCUGACUCUGAUCUGGACUCUGGAGAACCCAGCAGCUCUAUGUCUGAGCUUCGCUGUCUCUUCCGCUGGCUCCAGAAGAGUCUUCCUUUCAUUGUCCUACUGUGUGCUAAACUGGUCAUCCAACAUGCUCUGGGUCUUGCAGUUGGGGUUGGCCUCUUCACAACAUUUCUAUAUGUGAAUAAAAAUCUUCAAAGUCAAGUGUUUCUUCAGGAUCGUCAGUCAAAGCUGCAGUGUGUUUGGCUGCUACUGUUCCUUAUCUCUUCCACCCUGCUGCUUUACUACACCUUUCUCACUGAGACACUUCACCAUUGCCUCAUCUUCCUCAGCCCAAGCAUUGAGCCGCUGGGUUUCUGGGAGGUUCUGUGGGUUGUCGGCAUCACCAACUUCAUAAUAAAGUUUCUCUUUAUGGGGAUUAAGUGCCUUAUUCUGCUGCUGCCAUCGUCACUGGUGACCUACAGAACCCAGGGACGUUGGGUGAUGCUGACGGAGGAGCUGGGUCAGGUACACCAGGCCACGGCUCCUGUUCCACUGUGGUUCCGCUACCUGGUCACAUACGAGGAGGUGGACGGCAUCCCCGGACUCACACUGGGGGUCCUGCUGGCUCUGCUCUACCUCAUACUAAAGCUUUUAGGAUUGUACGGACAGUGGACGUCUUUCAUGAAAACUGUGAGGAUAUUUGUAAAAGGCGAGCAUACAGGCACAGCAGCCACUAGGAGUCAGUGCAGCGAGGCUGGAGACAUCUGUCCCAUCUGUCAGGGAGAGUACAGGGAGCCUCGGGUCCUACUCUGUCAGCACAUAUUCUGUGAUGAAUGCAUCGCUCUGUGGUUUAACCGCGAGAAGAGCUGCCCUCUAUGUCGCACCGUGAUCACAGAGAAGGUUUACAAAUGGAGGGAUGGAGCCACAUCGUCACACUUGCAGAUUUAUUGAUUGUUAGGGUACAGGUGGUGGGCUUUUGGGUGGGGUGCAUUGGUAUUAGUUUGUUUUAAUAGGUUAUUUUCUGUGGCUGUCAAACCCCACUGACAAGUAAUGUACACACUGUUUUAUUAAUGAGUUAAGGGCUGUGGUCAAUAAGGACACACAACUUGAACCCACAGAUGAUGUGUUUCUGGCUUAUUUACCAGUACAUCCCUAGCUGUCACUCUCACAGACAACGGAAAGUUGAUUAUUUUCACGUCCCAAAGUGAUUUUUGUAUUUUAAGUUGUUUCCUUUUGUGUUGUUAUUCACCUUUUUAAUUAUCUUCAUAUAAACUUUCCUCAUGGAGCAGCAAAU
This is a messenger RNA of Sander lucioperca (pikeperch), 1811 nucleotides long. It is a transcript of the gene rnft1, whose product is annotated as ring finger protein, transmembrane 1. Gene Ontology annotation, biological process: positive regulation of ERAD pathway. The record is from RefSeq and is a predicted model, not a curated record. The coding region runs from base 194 to 1468 and encodes 424 amino acids. Gene Ontology annotation, cellular component: endoplasmic reticulum. NCBI's taxonomy places the organism in Eukaryota, Metazoa, Chordata, Actinopteri, Perciformes, Percidae. Gene Ontology annotation, molecular function: ubiquitin protein ligase activity. The transcript is spliced from 9 exons.